Dioscorea cayenensis subsp. rotundata (Guinea yam) is the source of this 2346-nucleotide messenger RNA. RefSeq lists its product as uncharacterized. The record is from RefSeq and is a predicted model, not a curated record. Lineage: Eukaryota; Viridiplantae; Streptophyta; Magnoliopsida; Dioscoreales; Dioscoreaceae. The coding region runs from base 1 to 2346 and encodes 781 amino acids. The transcript is spliced from 3 exons.
AUGCUGGACACUUUCAAAAGUCAAGGUGGUGGAGUUCGGCUGAAGGGAAGCGACGAGAAGGUGCAGGGUGGUAGGGGCAAGCUCGGUCAUGGGGGGUGGGGAAUCCCAAGCUCAGUGGUGGGAAGGGGAAAUUUGGACAUUUUCAAACUUUGUGACGAUUUCUACUCGGGAAAUGCCAAUCUGGAAAGAAUUAAUUGGGCAAACAUUGCUUUAAUUCCGAAAUGCCAAUCUCCAGAUGAUCCUUCCCAUUAUCGGCCAAUCAGCCUCAUUAAUUCGACCCUGAAAAUUGUGUCCAAAGUGUUGGCAAAUAGACUCAGUCGAAAGAUUGGGGGGCUAGUUGACUUGACGCUGACGCAGUCUGCUUUCAUUAAGGGUCGUUGUAUAAUUGAUAACAUAUCCACAGCCCAUGAAUUGCUCUUCUAUAUGCAAAAACUUCGUCUCCAGGGUUUGAUUCUAAAAGUGGAUUUCUUCAAAGCUUUUGACACUGUGGAUUGGAACUUUCUCUUUGCUUUGCUCCGCGCUCGAGGUUUUAGCGAAAAAUGGACUGGAUGGAUCCAGACUAUCCUCUUGAGUUCCAAAGCUUCUUUCCUCAUUAAUGGUACCCAAUGUAGAUAUGUUCGAUACCGUAGGGGCCUUCGGCAAGGAGAUCCUCUUUCUCCACUAUUGUUUGUUCUGGUUAUGGAUGUGCUUAGCACCAUGUUCAAUAAUGCCCUAAGCACUGGGAUCCUUCACGGGAUUGCACUAGUUAUGACUACUGGGGGAGCAGAGGACCUCCGUAUUAUUAAGCUGAUUCUAUACUUAUUCGAGGGUCUAUCUGGUCUAAAGGUAAAUCUUAGCAAAACUUGCUUAUACUCUUCCCAGAGAAACUGUGACCCCCCGUCUAUUUAUGCAAGCACUAUGCACUGUACUACUAGUACCUUGCCGUUGAUCUAUUUGGGAGUCCCGAUUUCUGGGGGGCGACCAAGAAGACAGGAUUGGGAUACCCUGAUCAAUAAAAUUCGCAAUAGGCUGGCAACGUGGAAGUCCAAAUUGCUUUCACUUGGGGGGCGACUUACUACCCUUAACUUGGUGCUCUCGGCUAUCCCAACUUACUGGAUGUCUAUUUUUAGGUUACCCUGUUGGGUAGUCAGCUCGAUUGAUCGAAUUCGAAGGGAGUUCCUAUGGGCAGGCCCAGAUGAGCAUCGAACUAAAAUGAGGCUUGUUGGUUGGUCGAGACUCUGUAUAUCUAGAGAGCAGGGCGGUUGGGGUAUCCUGAACCUUUCCACCUUUAACAAUGCCCUGUUAGGUAAAUGGUGGUGGAAAAUCAUCAAUGAUCGGCAGUGGUGUGGAGAAGUUGUCAUCAGAGCAAACUAUUUUAGGAAUUUCCCUUCUUGGAACCUUUUCCACAAGCAUUGUCCUAGGAGAUCUUUUUUCUGGAAUGGCAUUCUUCAGAUUUUACCGGCCUUCCGUAUUAACCUGACUCCUAUCAUACGGAAUGGUGCCUCUACACUAUUCUGUCUUGAUAAAUGGGUUGAGGGGCGCGCACCUGCGGACAUCUGGCCAAAUCUUUUUCAGUUGGCACUACUCAAGGAAUGUACCAUCAAGGAUCUAGCUGGAAGGCAGCUUCCAAUUCCGUUGGAGGAUUUUGCAUCUGCUUGUGAACUGAUGGAUCGGAUCAGCAUGAAUCAUGUCACGGGAGGCGAUGAAAAACGUUGGAAACUAACGGCUAAUGGGACAUUCACUGUUAAAUCAUUCUACAACUUUCUGAAUGAUGGAGGUUUACGUUGUGGAUGGACAUCGACUAUCCUGAAGGGUCAUUGCCCUAAGAAAAUCAAUCUGUUUAACUGGCUGGCGCGUGAUAACAAAAUCUUAACAUUAGAAAAUCUUGCGAAGCGAAGAUGCAACCUCUUUCACUCGAUCACAUGUGUGUUAUGCCACGCUAACGUUGAAUCGGCCGAUCACCUCCUUAUCCAAUGUCCAGUGACUUCUCAUGUUUGGAAUUUCUUUUGCCAAUUACUAGACCUUUGGUGUGCCCCUAGGUCGCUCUGCGAUCUUUGGGGCAAGUGGAGGAAAAACAUCAAAAAGCCACUCAUUUAUCUCUGGGAUUUGCUUGCGCGUGCAAUCACUUGGAAUAUUUGGAUUGAAAGAAACACUCGCAUUUUCAAUUCCAUUUGUUGUCCAUCUAUUGCCAUUAUUGUUAAAAUCGAGCAUAUGCUUCUCCUUUGGUUAUCUGCAGCUCCUGACUCGAAGAAAGCUAGAUUGGAGGAGCCUUUGGCGAAGGUUAAGCGAAGCCUUGAGUUUCUCUCCUCUUCGGACCCGACUCCGAGCGUCCCCCCUGAGAGUCCCCCAAACAAUAGAGCGGUGUAG